AUGCCAGGGCUGUCCUCUGCGGAGACUCGUCAAGUGGAGGUGGCCGUUCGGGUCCGUCCUCCUGCGUUGAAGGAGGAGCACGCGAACGAACUUACCGUCGUGAGAUUAGUCAAUAGUUCGUCCUUGCAAACCGUUGAUGCGCACGGUAAAGCCUCAACAUGGGAAGCGGACUUAGUGAUUGAUGAUUCAGAAAAGCAAAAAUAUGUGUUUGAUCACAUCGCUAUGUCGCUCGUCCAAGAUGUUAUACGAGGAUACUCAGCUUGCCUGCUCGCGUACGGCCAGACAGGAUCGGGUAAAACCUAUACGAUGUUGGGAGCUGGCGUGAUUGAAUCGGGUAGCCGUCUGGAAUGCCCCGGAAUCAUACCAAGAGCAGCAUCAGAACUUUUCCUGCUCUUACAGUCCGCUGGGUCGACGCGUUUCGAGGUGUACUUUUCUUAUUUGGAGAUAUUCCACGACCAUCUGGAGGACUUACUGGCGCUCCGCCCAGAGCCAGCGGAAAGGAGUCACCCAAACUCGAGAAAGCGCAUAUUGGACGUUCAUGUGCACCCAACGAUCGGCGUAUAUGUCACAGGACUCACACUCAAGACUGUGGAGUCAGCAGACGAAAUUGUUGAGCUGCUGAGGUAUGGAAUGCAAGCGCGAGCCUUGGCGUGCAGAUCUCUGAGCGACCGGUCUUCUCUCACGCACACUAUAGCUACAUUACACGUGGUACAAUACUUGGAAUCAAAUGAGCGCAGCGGGGGAAAAGACGCGGUAAUGAGCUCUAAGCUGCAACUGGUUGACCUUGCUGGGAGCGAGCGGAUGAGACCAUCUCCCGUCUCGAUGGGACGACAUCGACGAGAAGUAGGGUUAAGAUCGUCAGGGCGCCUCGGCAUUACGCAGCAGGGUGUGAUGGUCAACAAAGGCCUACACCAGUUCGCCUUGUGCAUUACGAGACUAGCAGCCAAAUCAGAGCGUCUCGCUCGUGGUCAUGCUGGAGAGGCGGAGAAGAUACAUGUCCCGUACAGGGAUUCGAAACUAACACUGCUGCUGCGGGAGGCUUUCGAGGGGAACGCUCUCAGUCAUGCUAAUGAGGUGAAUGGGGUGCGGGUCUGUUGGGGUUCCGAGAAGUCACGCCAGAUGAACGAACUCGAGGCUAAAAUCAGAGAGACGAGAAAGGAAAUAAAGCGGGCCUCGACGCGCGGAGAUUUGGCCGAGCAGGAAGUACUUGCCGAGAAACUUGAGAACGCAGGAGAUAUGUUGCGCUUGCUCGGUGGGUCUGUAUAUGGCAACAUGCGGAACGAACUACGAGCUUCUAUCGAGGGGUAUGAGCUCGAUCCCUCAGUGGUAUCAACAGUGGGUAGCGCUCCACACGACUCUAUCAGACUACACCAUGAAGCAUUAAGUGUGAAUCCUAGCAUGUGCCAGCUCAUCGGUGGAGCACAGAAGGGCACGAUGGUCCUCCAAGUCAAUAAUGCUCUGGAGAAUCGGGUCUUUGUGAACGGCAGUCAAGUCGUUGAGGAAACGAUCGUGCGUGAUGGAGACCGCCUGAGGUUUGGUCACUCCGUACGCUUCCGUGUGGUUAUUCCCAACGAAAAAGAGGAGGUUUCAGAGGAGUCUGAUGCCUUCCUGCUUCGCAACCAUGUCCAACAUGAGCUCGAGAGGGAGCAUAUAGAGGCUUCGUGCAGAGAAUCACCGGAGUAUGACGCGGCGGUGAAGUUUGCACAUGAGCUGAACGAGAGAAUAGGCGAGGAGCGAGCGCAGGAAUUCUUGCGAGACUUUUCACAUGCGUUACCUCUGGUCGCUGAAGCUAAUGCGCUCACCUCGGCGCUCCGGCCCAACGAGCAGAUUCGAUUCUCCUUGGAGGUCGUCGUGGACGUCUUGACGUAUGGCUCCGUCGCGCCCGAGAUAGCUGUUCGAGUGUGGGCACCGCUGAAUGAUGCGGAGGGCUUGACGAAUAGCCAGCGGGAAGCUCGCACUAGAGGUACUGAGAAGCGGGACAUCGCUCGGCGCUCUCUGAGGACGGCUCGAGUAGGCUCUGCCUUCGGAUUGGAUACUCGUACGAGUGGCACUCAAAGGGAUCACCCUAUCGAGAUUUGUGAGCUUCCGACUUUCAAUCGGAAGCUGGAUCUUCUACGGGAACUGUACGACCGAAAGACGAGUGGGAGUUCUAACAGUAUACCAGACCUCCUAGAUCUGGAGAACAAUGUCUGGGCACCUAUCACAUGCUAUGAUGUAGCCAGCGAUGAGCUCACAGCGAAGUUGGAGCUCACGGAGCAUGCUCUGAAAAUGGCAGAGUUAGAACUGCAAACCAUGAGGGCUGAAUUAGACCAGGCGAAAGCUCGGCUAGCGCAUAUUGAUGAACAGAAGGAUUGCGUGGAACCAGCUUCCUAUGAGUCGGAGCUCCGCCUCGACCUCAGUGUAUCCGAGCGAACCACGGCUAUUCGAUUUGCGAAAGGCUUACGGAAGGAACUGUCUGAGAUGGUCAUUGGUUUGGAAGAUGAGCAGAGGCGGCUUGACAGUCUCAGAAAAGAGCCCGCCGAUCGCUGCAGGGGUUAA
Molecule: messenger RNA, 2538 nt
Organism: Perkinsus marinus ATCC 50983
Lineage: Eukaryota; Perkinsozoa; Perkinsida; Perkinsidae
Product: kinesin heavy chain, putative
Exons: 20
Coding region: 1-2538 (845 amino acids)
Biological process (GO): microtubule-based movement
Molecular function (GO): ATP binding; microtubule motor activity; microtubule binding
Source: RefSeq, a predicted model, not a curated record